Papilio machaon (common yellow swallowtail) is the source of this 1632-nucleotide messenger RNA. RefSeq lists its product as uncharacterized. The coding region runs from base 28 to 1632 and encodes 534 amino acids. The record is from RefSeq and is a predicted model, not a curated record. NCBI's taxonomy places the organism in Eukaryota, Metazoa, Arthropoda, Insecta, Lepidoptera, Papilionidae. The transcript has a single exon.
UCUUAUUGAAUUUUUUAAUAUCAUUAAAUGGAUAAAGAUCCACAUUCUGUUAUUAUAAAUGUAUCUAAACAAAGAAGAUUUUCAGUGGAGGAAAAAAAGGAGAAAAUUAGAAACUUUUCAGCCGUAACUCCGAAAAGGACACAUAAUCGAGUUGUAUCGAAACCAUCAGAAGCAACCUUGAAAGUAUACGCCAUACCCGAAAAUAAGCCACUGCCGGUUUUUCAACUUAAAAACGAUAGCACCUUUCUUUCUUAUAAGUUUUAUUCAAAAAUACAAGACUAUCAUAGACAUAGGAAACAACUCGCAAUACCUAUUCAGAAUAAACAUAAAAUCCUAAGUACUGAUUACCGACAAAGAUUACAUGUUGAUUUUUCAACUGAAAAAAUAAAGACCAUUUUAGAUAUUGAUGAAGAUUUUUAUAAAUGUAUUAACGGACGUAUAUUUAAACAUGAACAGGGUGCACAGUAUAAAUCCUUGAAGAUAAAUUUUAACGAAAAGUUACAUAUAAAACAGCAAGUCGGUCAUAUAAGAGACUGCGCUUUGAACAUAGAGCUAAAUCAGAAAAAGGAGUUGGAAAUCUAUAACAAUGCUUUACGUCAAGUAACAGAUCAAGCGAAGUAUUUUGACCAAUUCAUUUCGGAAGAUUACAGGAAAUCUAUGAUUUUGUUGGAACAGGGCGAUAAACUAAUUGCAGAAGUUGAUAAAAUUAAAACGGAGCUACAGAAUUUGGCCGGAGAAACAUUUUUUAUUACUUCUAAACUUAUCGGACUGGAUUAUAGGUACGGUUUGCUGCAAAAGUAUGGACGAUUUUUAUAUUAUUUAUCACCUCCGUCCUGGAGAGCGGGUAACAGAGAUUUUGCGAGAUCUGUAGAAAUCGAGGCUAAAGGUUUUGACUUAGGAGUUUCUAGCGAAGAAGAUACUUUUACGGUGAUUUAUGAAAAAUUGCGUAAAGAAUGCCUUAAGUUUGUUAAACCGGCAUUGUAUUUUACUGAACCUAAACAUUUAAUGGAUGUGUUCGAAAGAAUCGAACAACAACAACUGAAUCACUUCACUCAUGUAUCUCAUUUUUCUCCAUACACGAAGAUGUUAAACGAAAGUAUUAAACGUUUAGAAGAUAACGUAGCUGAAGAGAGUGUACUAGUAUCUGAAACAAUAACGUAUUUUAAAGAGCUCGUAGAGUUCAGUGAACAGAGAUGUUUAUUUCUGGAGCAGAAAUUUUUCAAAAUACUACAUGGUUUAUUUUAUGAAAGCGUUGGGACAAAAGAUGUUUUAAAGUUGUUUUUCCAUCUCGAGUUUUGUUAUGAGAAAGUUUAUGCAGAGAAGCCUAUCAAUAAAGAUAUGAUAGCUGUUGCAGAAUCAUUGGAAGCUUUUUACUUGGAUUAUUCGAAGCGAUUAGAUGCACUGCGAAGUGAAGCUGUGGAUCGCGCGGUAAAUAUUUGCUUAGAAACAGAAAGGAGUCAAGCUAGAAAUGCUAUUAAAGCGGCGAAAGAGCUGAGACUUUUCAAUCAAUUGGAGAGGAACUUGCUUCGUGCACAUGGACUACCACCAAAAAUUACUCCUCCUGUUUUACCUAUUACACAAAUUAAACAAGCGAAAAAAUCUUCGAAACCAGGCCCGAAUUUUAAAGAAUAG